Mollisia scopiformis is the source of this 271-nucleotide messenger RNA. RefSeq lists its product as uncharacterized. Bases 46 to 240 code for a protein of 64 amino acids. The record is from RefSeq and is a predicted model, not a curated record. The transcript has a single exon. NCBI's taxonomy places the organism in Eukaryota, Fungi, Ascomycota, Leotiomycetes, Helotiales, Mollisiaceae.
AUAAAUCACAACGCAACAACGCAAAGGAUACAAUAACCAACUAUUAUGAUGUCGUCGCAAAAGAAGUCUCCACGUGCUAAAGCCGAAGCGGGAGCGGGAGCCGAUGAUUUAAGCUUUAGUUCCGAGCCAGAAUUUCUUAAAGAAAACAACGAACUCGAGCACUUUGAGAACUACAACGAUCAAUUCGAACAUCUUGAGACCCGCAACGACCAAUUCGAGCAUCAUACAAAUAAGAUUUGAUUUGCGAUCCGUCUACUACUACAACUAUUAA